Messenger RNA from Hypanus sabinus (Atlantic stingray), 9978 nucleotides. It is a transcript of the gene maml1, whose product is annotated as mastermind-like transcriptional coactivator 1. Lineage: Eukaryota; Metazoa; Chordata; Chondrichthyes; Myliobatiformes; Dasyatidae. Gene Ontology annotation, cellular component: nucleoplasm; nuclear speck. The record is from RefSeq and is a predicted model, not a curated record. The transcript is spliced from 5 exons. Gene Ontology annotation, molecular function: transcription coactivator activity. The coding region runs from base 271 to 3390 and encodes 1039 amino acids. Gene Ontology annotation, biological process: Notch signaling pathway; positive regulation of transcription of Notch receptor target.
UCAAUCAUUAGCGUAGGCGACUGUCCGUCGAGAUGAUGGUCAGAGGGUAGAGAGGAAAAAAAAUGGAGAGAAGUCCGAGCGAAGAGUUUACUGGUUGACGGGCAGCGGCGGCGGUUUGUUCGGUGACGGGCUCGCGGCGGCCGGUGGAUGAGCGGCGGUGCCCGCUCCUCCUCCUCCUCUCUCCGGUUACCCUGAGGGGCGUGAGAGCGGGGUCGGGGGGGAGGCCAGCGAGUGGCGCCGCGGGGCCCUCGGGACCUCAGGCCUCGGACCAUGGCCGAGUUCGUGGUGCCUCGGCACAGCGCCGUGGUGGAGCGGCUCCGCAAACGGAUCGAGCUGUUCCGCCGCCACCACUCGGCCUGUGAGUCGCGCUACGAGCGGGCCUCGGCCGAGCGCCUGGAGCUGGAGCGGCAGCACAGCCUGGCGCUGCACCAGCGCUGCCUGCAGACCAAGAGCAAGCGGGUGGCCAAGCAGCGGCCUCCGCCUCAGCCGCCGGCCGCCCCGGCCCCGGCCCCUACUUCGAAUCAGGCCCCAGCGACAGCCCCGGUCCCGUCGCAGCAUGAACCGCAGCCCGCCUUCAGGAAUAGCUCCGGACCUGCGGCCACCGGUACAGACGCUGACCACCAGCCCGGAGUUACAGCCGCCGACCAGAGCCGGACCAGUACCCUACAGGCGCUUCACGAGCGGGUGAAAAGAAAACUACAGGCUGAUGGCUCUCCUUUGAAUGGAGAUCAGCAAAACGGAUUUGUAGAUGGCAGCUAUUCGGGGACCAAGAAGCUCCGACUGAAUGGAGAAGAUGCAUCAGGGCUCCUAAUGGUUAAUGGGUCAUCUAAUGGCAUGCCACCGAUGUCUCCGCUCCACCAAAGGGACAAAGCAUCUGCCAUUGGGGAUGGCAUCCAAAGCAUUGCUAAUCAUCCUCUAGGUCUAGACACCUUGAAGAAGGAAUGUCUUCCAGAUUCCAGUGUGCAGAUAAAUGGGAACUGUGAUGGUGUUGAUGGUUUCACUCUCAUUAAAGAGCUUAAGCAAGAGCCUGUACUGGAUUUAGCUUGUGUGAACCCUUCAGGCACCUCUCUCUCCCAGAACAACAUGUUUCCCGACAUUAAUUUGAAUGAACAGGAAUGGCAGGAAUUGUUUGACGAAUUGAACCGUUCUGUGCCAGAUCAAGAUAUUCAGGACCUUUUCAAUGAGGAUUUUGAGGAGAAGAAGGAUAUUGAACCUGCUUCAUCUGAUCAGAACUGUCUGUCGGACAACAUCAUCAUCAAAACGGAGUUUUCUCCUUCUUCAUUUGAGCAUGAACAGACAGAAUCUCCACAAGCCAGACCCUCUCCGUCAGGGCCUUCAUUUACAAGUGUGUCUUUGGCAUCUGUGAAUACGGCUCCGUCAGUGUCCCAGGCUGUACAGUCUGCUGCAGGCCCCACUCCGGUUUGUGCGAGGCCUGUGUCUAGCGUUCUGUUGCCUGGCAACCCGGGACUGUCUGUGGAGCGGUCUCAUGCCCAGCAGCUCCAACAGAUGGCCGCUAAUCAGAAGCAGAGAGCUCAGCUCAUGCAGAAACAACAGGCACAACACUCCUCACCCAGCCAGGUUCCAAACUGGUCAGCAGCGCCCACUCAGAGUCCUUUAAGUGGGCCCUUCAGCCUCGACAAGCCCAGCAGCCCCUCCAUAUACCAGCAGGACUUCAAUCCAAAGCUCUCAAUGGCCAGCAUGCCGCCAAAGAGCUCUGCAAAAGCUGCCGGUAACUACCUUCAGCCGAACCGCGUGGGUAUGCUGAGUCAACCACCCAACAACUUGGGCCAAAACUCGGCAAGCAGUCACGUUCCUCUGCUGAGCUAUGCUAACACUAAACGGUUGACUCAUUUUGAGCUGUCCGACAGUCAGAGGGCUGUGGCAACAAACCAGAAUAAAACGGCGAUGUUUGCAUACAUGCGGCAGCAACAGCAGCAGGUUUCCCACCUCAGCGAUGAGCAGAAGAGAAUGCUGGUGAUGAAGCAGAAAGAGCUGCCACAGGCUGGCAUGUCAUACCGGCCCCAUCUUCAGCACAAUCAGGAUCAAAGUGCCGGGAAUGUCACCAGAGCGCAGAACCCUGUCCAGGGAUCGGGUGCAGGGUCUCAGCCUCCCCCAGUGUCCAUCGCUGGCAGUCACGGAGGUGCCAGUUAUCUUAGUGGCCAACAGCAGGCUGUGGCCAUAAAGCAACAGCAAAUGCUGGUCGAUCAGCAGGUGCAACGAGACCAGCACAUCCAGCUAAUGGAACAGCAGAAGCAACAGUACCUGCAAAGACAGCAGAUGAUGGCGGAGAGGGAGAAGCAGAGGAAACAUCAGGAGCAGCAGUUACAGAGACAUAUGAGCCGGCCCCCACCUCAGUACCAAGAUCAGCAGCAAAAUCCGUACCAUGUUGAGCAGGCCAGCCAGUUUCAGGGUUCUGCACAAGUUCUUACAGCAGUCAGUAACCUGACCACAGCAAAUGCCAGCAGCUCUCGACUAUUCUCCCAGAGUCAAAACAUGAUCCAAAUGGCUCCGAGCCAGAGUUCUGUUACCUCUAGUGCCUCUGCUGUUGGUGGCCAGCCAGAACUGGGAGCAACUCAGUACAGCAAUAUGCAUAAUGUCCAACAGGGAAUGUACAAUGUAGGGUCAAAUCUGAACCAAAUUCUUUCACAUUCGACCCAGGACACAAUGACAAAUGGGCAGCAUUCAAAUUCAUUACCAAGACAACCUAGCAGGACUCGAGGCACCCCUAUAUUAACAGGAUACGGUCAGAAUCACCUCAGCAACUCAACCCUUGCACAACAGCAGCAUAGCAAAGGGCCUGUGAGCCAAGCAGUAUCAAAGACCCCCUUGCAGAGGUUAUCUGGCACAGUGGCAAACCAGAGUUCAUCCUGGCAGCAUCAAGCUUUGCCAAGCGUGAAUAACCAAAACCAACCCAACAGUAACCUCGUCGCGUUCAGUAGUACCUCAACUUUCCACACAAGGCCAUCUCAUCCCAAAAUAGCAGGCCAACAGUUUGUGCAGGGAAUGCCCCGAGCAAGCCUCCCACCAGCCAGGCCAAUGGGUGCCAUCAACUCUACUGUUGACGGGCACAUGGUGCCUACGUUAGGUGGGCCUCUGUCACAGACCAACCCACCCUCCCAAGCAGUUCCCAGUUUAAAUCAGCCCGUUCCAGACUUGGCAAACUUCAGUUCUAGCCAACAAAUGGCCGCAAGGAGCAAUCUCCACUGCAAUCAACCUUACCAGGUAAGGAGUUCCAGUCAGGAGCUGCCUUUUAACUAUGGUAACCAAUCCGGAGGUGGCACGCUUCAGGGAUUACCUGGUGAUACAGACCUGAUGGACUCUUUGUUGAAAAACAGAACUACAGAGGAAUGGAUAAUGGAGCUGGAUGAAUUUCUGGAAUCUCAUCAUUGAAGGGCAGUUUGUUGCCAUUUAAUGAACUCAGUGGGAAAAGUGUAAUCAUGGAUUUUAUAUGUAUAUGUAUGUAUGUUUGGGACCAAAAAUAGUGAUGUGGUACAUGCCAGGUGAAAAUGUAUGGUUGGGAAGAGUUAAUGGCUGAUUUUCAUAAUUGCUAUUUUACUGGCAGUUUGGCAGUUAAAGUUUAAUUAAUUCAAUUACAAAUUUCUUUGUUCCAUUGCUGGUCAAGGAGUCAGUAAUAGAUUGCUUUAAUCUUUCCCUGGUCUUUAAGUUCACAACAUUCUGAAAGGGGAGAACAUUGCUAAUCUCAGUUGCUUGGGCGGUAUUCGAAGUAACACGUUUGUUGGAAUCCAGUGAAGAGUAUACAUCUAAAACCAAGUUAAUCCUGGUGAGUGGUACAUUUUAGUCGUCCUUUUUCCUGCCCAGCUGACCAGACUGUCUCUGACUUCCUGUGAUAUAAAGCCACCUUCCUCGCAGUCUCUCAAACUCACUGUAUUGAGGUUGAAUCAUUAUUUUGCAAAAUGCUGGAUGCUGAGCCACACUGGUAUCAGUAUUCUAGUCACUGAAUUGCCUGUCUACCAUUGCCAUAUACUUCCUGACACUAAGCCUAUUUUAGUCCAAAGGAAGGUCUUUUUCAUAACCUGAUAAGAUCAUAAGACAUAGGAGCAGAAUUUGGCCAUUCAGCCCAUUGAGUCUGCUGCACCAUUGCAUCGUGGCAAAUUUAUUAUCGUUCUCAACCGCAUUCUCCUGCCUUCUCACCAUAAUCUUUGAUGACCUGACCAAUCAAGCUCCGCUUUAAAUGACUUGGCUUCCGUGGCCGUCCAUGAUAAUAAAUUCCACAGAUUCACCACCCUCUGGCUAAAGAAAUUCCUCAUCCCUGUUCUAAAUGGACAUCCCUCUAUUCUGAGGCUGUGCCCUCUGGUCCUAGACUCCACGCCCCCCCCCCCCCCCUUUGCUCUCCUUAUAGGAAACAUCCUCUCCACAAUCAUUCUAAGCCUUUAGGCUUGUUUAAACUUGUUAGGCUUCAGUGAGAUUCUCUCCCCCACCCACCCACCCUAAUCCUUCCAAAUUCCUUCACUGUUGACCAAAGAGAGACGUUUCCAAAACCAAACAAAAGAUCAGCCUCUGUGGCCCCCACUGCUAUUUGCUUUACUCAUUGCAGGAGAAAAUUCAUGAUGUGGGUGUUGUUGGCAAAGGGACCUUUAUUGUUGCUCACUAGUUUCCUUUUGAGUGUCUUACUGGGCUCUGGAAAAAGGCAGUGAAAAAUUGCCACAUCUCUCUGAGCCAGCUUGGAUGGCAAGGAUUUCAUUCCAGUAUUCACAGCCACACUUCCAAAAAAUAAUUACUCAACAUCCUGAGGUUGUGAAUGCAAACAUGUCUGUUUUCUUCCUAAAGGGUAAUUUUUAUGACUAUCUGAAAGCUUUGUUGCUUUUUUUUACAAAAAAGGGCAGCACAGUAGGUAGUGCAGAGGUUAUCUUGACGCUGUUACAGUUUGGUUUUCUGUGUUCAUCCCAGGGUUUGUAGGUCUUCUCUAUGGAAUGUGUGGGUUUCCUCUGGGCUCCUCCCACUGUGCAAAAGGAGUACCAGUUAGUAGGUAAUUGGUCAUUGUAAAUUGUCCUGUGAUUAAGCUAGGGUUAAAUCGGAGGUUGCUGGGCGGUAUGGCUAAAAGGGCCUGUUCUACACUGUAUCUCUUAAUUAAUCUCCAAGUCCUCUUUACUGAAGGAACCUUUGUUCUCCCCAUCACUGGGUUUUGAACAGAUGUCUUUGGAUUAUAAAUCCUUUAAAUUCAGAAACCAUACCCCACACUAGAUACUCUGUGCUCACCUUCACCAGCAGAAAGGCUUGCCUCUGCAUGUGGCAAAGCCUUCGUAUCACAUAAGUGUCCACAUCUCUUUUGAGCAGUGUAUUUUGCACUUUACUACUUUGUCCUGUUUCUCUCCACCUUUGGAGGAAGGUGAGGAGAGAGCAGCUUUAUAAAAUACUCUUUAUGGGAUUCAGGACCUUUCGUGCUUCACUGAAAUGUUUCAGAAUGAAACUUGCCUCAAAAUUUAUAACAGCAACACACAAAAUGCUGGAGGAGCUCACAUGUCAGGCAGCAUCUAUGGAGAGGAAUAAACAGUGGGUGUUUCUGGCCAAGACCUUUCAUUCAGACAUGGAAAGGGAGGGUGCAGAAGUCAGAAUAAGAAAGUGGAGAGAGUGAAAGGAACACAAGCUGGCAGGUGAUAGGUGAGACCAGGUGAAGACGAAGGGGCUGGCUGUGAAGUGAGUUGGAUGCUGCCUGACUUGCUGAGCUCCUCUAGCACUGUGUAUGUCUCUUGAGCUUUCUAGUAUCGGCAGAAUCUCUUGUGUUCAAACUUCAUAACUUAUCUGUAUUGGUCCCUGAUGAAAGGUUUUAGUCUGAAACAUUGACUUGUUCAUUCCCCUUCAUAGUUGCUGCCUGACCUGUUGAGUUCCUCCAGUAUUUUGUGUGUGUGUGUGGCUCAAGAUUUCCAGCAUCUGCAGAAUCUCUGGUAUUCAAACUUCAUAAGUAGUUGGAAGUUGGGGGAAAUGAAGUGCACUAUGCAAGUAGUCCUAGUUUGUUUCUCCUUCCCCCACCCCCCCCCCCCCCCUUUGAUCAGAGCAACAUAGAUGAGAUGUUUCUACUCUCCUCCUCUGUUCAGGGUGCUGUCCGUCCUGAUGGAGGUGUUAUUGUACCUGCCUCCAAUGAAAAGUUGCAUGCAAGCUGUAAGGGGACAGAAUUUGCCCUUUAUACCUGUCAGUUGCUGCCCAGGGAUUAUCGAGGUAUAACAGCCAGUUGAAGAAAUGCAAUUGAGUCCUUAAUUGUCCCAAUUAUCCAUUUCCCUGAUUCCUGGUUGAGAUGUUCUGUGGCGUAUACACUGCCCUCCAAUCAUGGUGCUUGCCAUAUCUUACUGUCUGAAUUAGUUGAACUGUAUGUAUAUAAAUGUUUACAUUUUUAUAAAAUUGAGAAAAGGUCUUUGUCUGUAAUAUAUUUUUACAUUUUAGAGUUUUUAAAAAAAAAGCAUUUCUUGCUAUGGUUUUUGUAAGUCUUCAUUCUGCACUUGACUAUAUUGACUUGCUCUGUCUAACCACUUUGUAAUGUCAGAUUUUAAAACCACACCGUAAAGUUUUUUUUUUAAAUAUUUCAUUCUGGCAAAAAAAGACUAUGGCCAAACCUUGUUUGAAACUCACUUCGUAACCUCGCACCCCAAAGACAUUACUUCUGCUUGUUAAAAUCAGUUUGUGAUUAUUGGAGUAUUGUUUCUUAUUGAAUAGUGUGUGCAGAGCCAUGGUUAUCAAGCUGUUUGGGUGAAAUGAUGUUUAUUUAUUCCCAAGAAAUGUAUAUUUUUGUUUGGAGUGAUCCUUUGCUGCCAAUCCAUGUCUUCCAGAAAUCAAUAGUUACGGAUAGUCUGUCACCCAUUUCAGACCUUCUCCCAAAUAACUAACUUAAAUUUUUUUCAGUUUUAAUACUGCUGUGCCUCAGAGUGUAAACUUGUCACGUCACAGCCAAUCAAGUGUUUUAUAUUCAAAGCCAUUUCUUUCAACAUUAUCAUAAUUUUUAAGCAGAGGCAUAUAUUACUUUUACUUUAUCUUUUUAUAACUGUAAUUCAGGUAAAAUCUGUAUGUGUAGUUUAAACAUGGCUAUAUGUACCAGGCUGUAUAUGAUGCCUGAUAUUUGUUGUGUUUCCUUAUAUAUUUUUAAUGUUAAAUUAUUUAAGACUGUGACUGGGGUGAUAUAAAUGUAUUUUUUAGUUUAACAAUGUAAUUCAAAAUGAGGCUGUCAUUAUAUACCAUUUUGGCACCACACAUGGAACUUUAUGUAGAUUCUGACAUCCAACAUUAGCUACCUAGAAUUUGUAGCUGAUAAUGGAGUUAAUAUUUUCAUACAUUGCAUUUGCUGUUUUUCUCUUCCCUGCUGGCUACUGGGCAACAGUGAAUUACUCACUAGAAGUGCAUUAUAAUUACUUAAAAAUUAAUUGAUUGCUGAUGUUUAAGCCACUAAUUAGAAAAUUGGGCAAUGGAAGUUAAUGUGAAAUCUGAAAUUGGAGUUUAAGCGCAGUUUUAACCAGUUGGAUAUUGUUUGCAUCUCGAUUCCUUCUCAUUAAUCUUUGUUCAUAUGUUCUAAACUUCUCAUGGUUUCUGUACAAAGUGAACCUGUUUAUUCAUGUAGAUUUUAUUGUACACUUUUAUUUUUUUUAAGUGGAACUUGCACCUAUCAUAAUUCUUCAGGGCCAUCCUGUACAACAAUAUAUUUUAAUAAAGCUGAGUAUAAUCUGUGUUGAGGGGUUCCACUCUCCCGUAGUUUAGUUUAAAACUGCCCAGGACAUGUCUGAUACCCAUCUCCCCCUCCACCAUCUGCUGCCUGUAUUCUCAGUCCUUCACCUCUAAUGGCAGUGAGCAGGUGUUAGGGAACAGUUGGUUCUCCCAUUAGCCCAGCUUGUCAGUCCACCACUUGAUCUGUAAGACCAUUAACUUGGGUGCCAAUUUUAAUGAAUCCCAUCUUUAUCCACAUCCCUGCAUUCCCUUCCUGUCCAUGUGUCUAUCUCAAUGCCACUUGAAUAAUGUUGUUUAAUCUGCUUCCUCUACCUUCCCUGGCACCAAGCACUCUUAUAUAAAGAAAACUUUUUUCCAAAGCUCACCUUAAAUGUGUGUACUCUAGUAUUUAACAUUUCUACCUAGGGAAGAAAAAUUUAUUCUAUCUUGUUGAUGCCUUUUAUAAUUUUGCAUGCCUCUGUUAGGGCCCUCCUCAGCCUCCAACACUCCAGAUUAAAGAUCACUCUUCCCUCUGAACUGCACAGUAAUGGAAAUGUUCCCACACACACACUUGGUUGCAGCACAGCUGGAAGUUUCUUUUAUCUUGUGUUGUAUUAAAGUGCCACAAAGUUUGCAGGCCAUGUAAAAAAACGUUCUGCUCAGAGCAGUGCUUGGUCCAUGCAGAUGUAAAAAUAAGUAGAAGUUAGAGGGAACACGAGUGAAUCUGCAGAUGCUGGAAAUAAAUAAAAACACAAAAUGCUGGCAGAACUCAGCAGGCCAGACAGCAUCUACAGGAGGAAGUAGUGACGAUGUUUCGGGCCAAAACCCUUCAUCAGGAGGCCCAAAACGUCGUCACUACUUCCUCCCAUAGAUGCUGUCUGGCCUGCUGAGUUCUGCCAGCAUUUUGUGUUUUUAUUAGAAAUUCGAGGGAACUUUGAUAAAGGUCCAUGUUUGCCCAACAUCUCCUUUUAGCUCAUACUGUCUAAUCUGGGCAGCAUCCUGGUGACCCUUUCAUGCACUCUCUCCGAAGCCUCCAUGUCCUUAAUGGUGGUCCUCAGUUUGCAGUGCUCUUCAAUGGUUUCUUUGCCCAACAGAUUUCAAAGUGAACUGAUGGGUUUGUUGUCUUGAAGUGAUGGGUAUUUAUAUUGUUUCCAUGGGUAACAACUUACUACAGACCAUAAAACAUAGGAGCAGAAUUAGGCCCAUUGAGUCUGCUCCGCCAUUCCAUCAUGGCUGAUUUAUUAUCCCUCUCAAUGCCAUUCCCCUGCCUUCUCUCUGUAUCCCUUAAUGCCCUGACUAAUCAGGAAUCUAUUGACUUUUGCUUUAAGUAUGCCAAGUGACUUGGCCUCUACAGCCAUCUGUGACAAUGAAUUUCACAGAUUCUCCAUCCUCUGGCUAAAGAAAUUCAUCCUCACCUUUGUUCUAAAUGGAUGUCCUUCUAUUCUGAGGUUGUACCCACUGGUCCUGGACUUCCCUGGUAUAGGAAAUCCACUCAGUCUAGGCUUUUCAGUAUUCAAUGUGUUUCAAUGAGAUUUCACCUCUUCCCCCCCCCCCCCAACCAACCUCAUUCUUCUAAACUCCAGUAAGUCAGACCCAGAGCCAUCAACCACUUCUCAUAUGUUAACCUUUUCAUUCCUGAAAGCAUUUUCAUGAACUUCCUCUGGAUUCCCUCAAAUGCCAGCACACCUUUUCUUAGAUAAGAGGCCCAAAAUUGCUCUCAAUAAUCUGCAAGUGCAGUAUGACCAAUGCCUUAUAAAGCCUCAGCAUUAUAUCCUUGCUUUUAUAUUCUAGUCCUCUCAAAAUGCUAACAUUGCAUUUGCCUUCCUUACCACCAACUCACCCUGCGAGUUGAUCUUUAGGGAAUCUUACAGAAGGACUCCUAAGUUCCUUUGCUCCUCUGAUUUUUGAAUUGUCUCCCAUUUUGGAAAAUAGUCUAUGCCUUUAGUCCAGAACAUAGAGAUGUGGUCUGCUGGUUUUCUGUUUCUGGAUUUGAGGACAAUCCUGCACUGUCCAUAUCAGCGCAUGGGUGAUGGUGCGGAGAAGAUGUUUAAUUUUGCUCACUCGGGUAGUGGGAUUGACCACAACACAAUGGAGUCCAGCUGGAGUCUGAACUCCCUUUACUAAGCUGAUAAUGUUACAGGAUCCAGCUGGUCUGAGCCCUCAACCAGUCUUCAAUCUUCCUGCCUCUGUCAUUGCCACCAAUUGUCAAAAUAAUCUAAACUGGAUUUGGCCAUGGUGGGUUUUUUCUAUCUUUCUAUCUUAAAUCAGUAUAUUAAAUCUGUAAAUAUAACUCCCAGUCUUGGGAAUCACGUGUGAAUAAAGACUUCUUCAUGA